Molecule: messenger RNA, 15050 nt
Organism: Sus scrofa (pig)
Lineage: Eukaryota; Metazoa; Chordata; Mammalia; Artiodactyla; Suidae
Source: RefSeq, a predicted model, not a curated record
CUUCCCCCCCCCUUUUUCUUUCCCCGCCCCUUCUCUCCCUCCCUCCUCUCCUGGUCCCCUCCCUCUCCCCCCUCAGCCCGCCCCGCGACACCUCAGUCCGGGUAACAGUGGUGCGAGCUCCAGGCCCGUGCACUGAGGAGGCGGAAACCAGGGGAGCCCCCAGAGCUCCAUCAGGCCCCUUCCAAAGGCUCCCCCACCCGGUCCACGCCCCCACCCCCCUACCCCGCCUCCUCCCAAUUGUGCAUUUUUGCAGCCGGAGGCGGCUCGGAGAUGGGGCUGUGAGCUUCGCCCGGGGAGAGGGGGAAAAGAGGAACGAGGAGAACAGCAGGGGUGAAGGGUUUGGAUUGGGGGGCUGGGGGUGCAGCUGGUCUGCAAGCCCUUCCCAAGGGGGCUCCGAACUUACCUCGUCACCCACGCCCCUGGUGCGCUGUGCUGAAGGAUAGGAUAAGAAUAGAGGAGGAGAAGGGAGGAAGGAGGAAAAAGGGGGACCCCCCAAUUGGGGGGGGCGACGGCGAGAAGUAACAGGACCAGAGGGGAGAGGGCUGCUGCUUGCAUCAGCCCACACCAUGCUGACCCCGCCGCCGCUGCUGUUGCUGCCCCUGCUCUCAGCUCUGGUCGCUGCCGCUAUCGAUGUCCCUAAGACCUGCAGCCCUAAGCAGUUUGCCUGCAGAGACCAGAUCACCUGUAUCUCGAAAGGCUGGCGGUGUGAUGGUGAGAGGGACUGCCCGGAUGGAUCUGAUGAGGCUCCUGAGAUUUGUCCACAGAGUAAGACCCAGCGGUGUCAGCCGAAUGAGCACAAUUGCCUGGGCACCGAGCUAUGUAUUCUCAUGUCCCGCCUCUGCAACGGGAUCCAGGACUGCGCUGAUGGGUCAGAUGAGGGGCCCCACUGCCGAGAGCAACGAGGACAGUGUUCUCAUCUGGGCUGCCAGCACCACUGUGUUCCCACACUCAACGGGCCCACCUGCUAUUGCAACAAUAGCUUUCAACUGCAGGCGGAUGGCAAGACCUGUAAAGACUUUGACGAGUGCUCGGUGUAUGGCACCUGCAGCCAGCUGUGCACAAACACAGACGGGUCCUUCACGUGCGGCUGUGUGGAAGGGUACCUGCUGCAGCCAGACAACCGCUCCUGCAAGGCCAAGAAUGAGCCAGUAGACCGGCCCCCCGUGCUGCUGAUUGCCAAUUCCCAGAAUAUCCUGGCUACGUACCUGAGUGGGGCCCAGGUCUCUACCAUCACGCCCACCAGCACUCGGCAGACCACGGCCAUGGACUUCAGCUAUGCCAACGAGACUGUGUGCUGGGUGCACGUUGGGGACAGUGCUGCCCAGACACAGCUCAAGUGUGCCCGCAUGCCCGGCCUGAAGGGCUUCGUGGAUGAGCACACCAUCAACAUUUCCCUCAGCCUGCACCACGUGGAGCAGAUGGCCAUCGACUGGCUGACGGGCAACUUCUACUUUGUGGAUGACAUCGAUGAUAGGAUUUUUGUCUGCAACCGAAACGGGGACACGUGUGUCACUUUGCUAGACCUGGAGCUCUACAACCCCAAGGGCAUUGCCCUGGACCCUGCCAUGGGGAAGGUGUUCUUCACUGACUAUGGGCAGAUCCCAAAGGUGGAGCGCUGCGACAUGGAUGGGCAGAACCGCACCAAGCUGGUCGACAGCAAGAUUGUGUUUCCUCAUGGCAUCACGCUGGACCUGGUCAGCCGCCUCGUCUACUGGGCCGAUGCCUACCUGGACUACAUUGAGGUGGUGGACUACGAGGGCAAGGGCCGGCAGACCAUCAUCCAGGGCAUCCUGAUCGAGCAUCUCUACGGCCUGACCGUGUUUGAGAACUACCUCUACGCCACCAACUCGGACAACGCCAAUGCCCAGCAGAAGACGAGCGUGAUCCGUGUGAACCGCUUCAACAGCACCGACUACCAGGUCGUCACGCGUGUGGACAAGGGAGGGGCUCUGCACAUCUACCACCAGCGGCGUCAGCCCCGAGUGAGGAGCCAUGCCUGCGAGAAUGACCAGUAUGGGAAGCCCGGCGGCUGCUCUGACAUCUGCCUGCUGGCCAACAGCCACAAGGCUCGGACCUGCCGUUGCCGCUCCGGCUUCAGCCUGGGCAGUGAUGGGAAGUCGUGCAAGAAGCCGGAGCACGAGCUAUUCCUUGUGUACGGCAAGGGCCGGCCAGGCAUCAUCCGGGGCAUGGACAUGGGGGCCAAGGUCCCAGAUGAGCACAUGAUCCCCAUCGAGAACCUCAUGAACCCCCGAGCCCUGGACUUCCAUGCUGAGACUGGCUUCAUCUACUUCGCCGACACCACCAGCUACCUCAUUGGCCGCCAGAAGAUCGAUGGCACUGAGCGGGAGACCAUCCUGAAGGAUGGCAUCCACAAUGUGGAGGGCGUGGCUGUGGACUGGAUGGGGGACAAUUUGUACUGGACGGAUGAUGGGCCCAAGAAGACCAUCAGCGUGGCCAGGCUGGAGAAAGCUGCUCAGACCCGCAAGACCUUAAUCGAGGGCAAAAUGACACACCCCAGGGCCAUUGUGGUAGAUCCGCUCAAUGGGUGGAUGUACUGGACUGACUGGGAGGAGGACCCCAAGGACAGUCGGCGAGGGCGGCUGGAGAGGGCCUGGAUGGACGGCUCACACCGAGACAUCUUUGUCACCUCCAAGACAGUGCUUUGGCCCAAUGGGCUGAGCCUGGACAUCCCAGCGGGGCGCCUCUACUGGGUGGAUGCCUUCUAUGACCGCAUCGAGACCAUCCUGCUUAAUGGCACAGACCGGAAGAUUGUGUACGAGGGUCCUGAGCUGAACCACGCCUUUGGCCUGUGUCACCAUGGCAACUACCUCUUCUGGACUGAGUACCGGAGUGGUAGUGUCUACCGCUUGGAACGGGGCACAGGAGGUGCGCCCCCCAUCGUGACCCUUCUGCGCAGCGAGCGACCCCCCAUCUUUGAGAUCCGCAUGUAUGAUGCCCAGCAGCAGCAAGUGGGUACCAACAAAUGCCGGGUGAACAAUGGCGGCUGCAGCAGCCUGUGCUUGGCCACCCCUGGAAGCCGCCAGUGUGCCUGCGCCGAGGACCAGGUGUUGGACAAAGACGGUGUCACUUGCUUGGCAAACCCAUCCUACGUGCCCCCACCCCAGUGCCAGCCGGGCGAGUUCGCCUGCUCUAACAGCCGCUGCAUCCAGGAGCGCUGGAAGUGCGACGGGGAUAACGACUGCCUGGACAACAGCGAUGAGGCCCCCGCCCUCUGCCAUCAGCACACCUGCCCCUCUGACCGCUUCAAGUGCGAGAACAACCGUUGCAUCCCCAACCGCUGGCUCUGUGAUGGGGACAACGACUGUGGGAACAGUGAAGAUGAGUCCAAUGCCACGUGUUCAGCUCGCACCUGCCCACCCAACCAGUUCUCCUGUGCCAGUGGUCGCUGCAUCCCCAUCUCCUGGACGUGCGAUCUGGAUGACGACUGUGGGGAUCGCUCUGAUGAGUCAGCUCGUGUGGCUUAUCCCACCUGCUUCCCCCUGACUCAGUUUACCUGCAACAAUGGCAGAUGUAUCAACAUCAACUGGAGAUGUGACAAUGACAAUGACUGUGGGGACAAUAGCGACGAGGCUGGCUGCAGCCACUCUUGCUCUAGCACCCAGUUCAAGUGCAACAGCGGGCGCUGCAUCCCCGAGCACUGGACCUGCGACGGGGACAACGACUGUGGGGACUACAGCGAUGAAACACACGCCAACUGCACCAACCAGGCCACAAGGCCUCCUGGCGGCUGCCACAAUGAUGAGUUCCAGUGCCGGCUGGAUGGUCUGUGCAUCCCCCUGCGGUGGCGCUGCGAUGGGGACACUGAUUGCAUGGACUCCAGUGAUGAGAAGAGCUGUGAGGGAGUGACCCACGUCUGUGACCCUAAUGUCAAGUUUGGCUGCAAGGACUCCGCUCGGUGCAUCAGCAAAGCAUGGGUGUGUGACGGUGACAGCGACUGUGAGGAUAACUCGGACGAGGAGAACUGUGAGUCUCUGGCCUGCCGGCCACCCUCGCACCCCUGCGCCAACAACACCUCAGUCUGCCUGCCCCCUGACAAGCUGUGUGACGGCAACGAUGACUGUGGAGACGGCUCGGAUGAGGGCGAGCUCUGCGACCAGUGCUCCCUGAAUAACGGUGGCUGCAGCCACAACUGCUCGGUGGCACCUGGCGAAGGCAUUGUGUGCUCGUGCCCUCUGGGCAUGGAGCUGGGGCCUGACAACCAUACCUGCCAGAUCCAGAGCUACUGUGCCAAGCACCUCAAGUGCAGCCAGAAGUGCGACCAGAACAAGUUUAGCGUGAAGUGCUCCUGCUACGAGGGCUGGGUGCUGGAGCCUGAUGGCGAGAGCUGCCGCAGCCUGGACCCCUUCAAGCCGUUUAUCAUCUUCUCCAACCGCCAUGAGAUCCGUCGCAUUGACCUUCACAAAGGGGACUACAGCGUCCUGGUGCCGGGGCUGCGCAACACCAUCGCCCUGGACUUCCACCUCAGCCAGAGCGCCCUCUACUGGACCGACGUGGUGGAGGACAAGAUCUACCGCGGGAAGCUGCUGGACAACGGAGCCCUGACCAGUUUUGAGGUGGUGAUUCAGUACGGCCUGGCCACACCCGAGGGCCUGGCUGUAGACUGGAUUGCAGGCAACAUCUACUGGGUGGAGAGUAACCUGGACCAGAUCGAGGUAGCCAAGCUGGAUGGGACCCUUAGGACCACCCUGCUGGCCGGUGACAUUGAGCACCCAAGGGCAAUCGCACUGGAUCCCCGGGAUGGGAUCCUGUUUUGGACGGACUGGGAUGCCAGCCUGCCCCGCAUCGAGGCGGCCUCCAUGAGUGGGGCCGGGCGCCGCACCAUCCACCGGGAGACGGGCUCCGGGGGCUGGCCCAACGGGCUCACCGUGGACUACCUGGAGAAGCGCAUCCUCUGGAUCGACGCCAGGUCAGACGCCAUUUACUCAGCCCGUUACGACGGCUCCGGUCACAUGGAGGUGCUUCGGGGACACGAGUUCCUGUCACACCCGUUUGCAGUGACACUGUAUGGCGGCGAGGUGUACUGGACGGACUGGCGGACAAACACGCUGGCCAAGGCCAACAAGUGGACCGGCCACAAUGUCACCGUGGUACAGAGGACCAACACCCAGCCCUUUGACCUGCAGGUGUACCACCCCUCUCGCCAGCCCAUGGCUCCCAAUCCCUGUGAGGCCAAUGGAGGCCGGGGCCCCUGCUCCCACCUGUGUCUCAUCAACUAUAACCGGACCGUCUCCUGCGCCUGCCCGCACCUCAUGAAGCUCCACAAGGACAACACCACCUGCUAUGAGUUUAAGAAGUUCCUGCUGUACGCACGUCAGAUGGAGAUCCGGGGUGUGGACCUGGACGCCCCCUACUACAACUACAUCAUCUCCUUCACGGUGCCCGAUAUUGACAACGUCACCGUGCUGGACUACGACGCCCGCGAGCAGCGCGUUUACUGGUCCGACGUGCGGACACAGGCCAUCAAGCGGGCCUUCAUCAACGGCACGGGCGUGGAGACAGUCGUCUCUGCAGACUUGCCAAAUGCCCACGGGCUGGCUGUCGAUUGGGUGUCCCGAAACCUGUACUGGACGAGCUACGACACCAACAAGAAGCAGAUCAACGUGGCCCGGCUGGAUGGCUCUUUCAAGAACGCUGUGGUGCAGGGCCUGGAGCAGCCCCACGGCCUGGUGGUCCACCCCCUGCGCGGGAAGCUCUACUGGACAGACGGUGACAACAUCAGCAUGGCCAACAUGGACGGCAGCAACCGCACCCUGCUCUUCAGUGGCCAGAGGGGCCCCGUGGGCCUGGCUAUCGACUUCCCGGAAAGCAAACUCUACUGGAUCAGCUCCAAGAAUCACACCAUCAACCGCUGCAACCUGGACGGGAGUGGGCUGGAGGUCAUCGAUGCCAUGUGGAGCCAGCUGGGCAAGGCCACCGCCCUGGCCAUCAUGGGGGACAAGCUGUGGUGGGCAGAUCAGGUGUCGGAGAAGAUGGGCACCUGCAACAAGGCUGACGGCUCAGGGUCCGUGGUCCUGAGGAACAGCACCACCCUGGUCAUGCACAUGAAGGUCUAUGAUGAGAGCAUCCAGCUGGACCACGAGGGCACCAACCCCUGCAGUGUCAAUAACGGCGACUGCUCCCAGCUCUGCCUGCCCACGUCGGAGACCACCCGCUCCUGCAUGUGCACCGCCGGCUACAGCCUCCGGAGUGGCCAGCAGGCCUGCGAGGGUGUGGGCUCCUUUCUCCUGUACUCUGUGCACGAGGGAAUCCGGGGGAUACCCCUGGAUCCCAAUGACAAGUCUGAUGCCCUGGUCCCAGUGUCGGGGACCUCCCUGGCUGUCGGCAUUGACUUCCAUGCUGAAAAUGACACCAUUUACUGGGUGGACAUGGGCCUAAGCACCAUCAGCCGGGCUAAGCGAGACCAGACAUGGCGUGAGGACGUGGUGACCAAUGGCAUUGGCCGAGUGGAGGGCAUCGCAGUGGACUGGAUCGCAGGCAACAUCUACUGGACAGACCAGGGCUUUGACGUCAUCGAGGUUGCCCGGCUCAAUGGCUCUUUCCGCUAUGUGGUCAUCUCCCAGGGUCUGGAUAAGCCCCGGGCUAUCACCGUCCACCCGGAGAAGGGGUACUUGUUCUGGACUGAGUGGGGCCAGUAUCCGCGUAUAGAGAGGUCUCGGCUUGAUGGCACUGAGCGAGUUGUGCUGGUUAACGUCAGCAUCAGCUGGCCCAACGGCAUCUCGGUGGACUAUGAGGAUGGGAAGCUGUACUGGUGCGACGCCCGAACAGACAAGAUUGAGCGGAUUGACCUGGAGACGGGAGAGGACCGAGAGGUGGUUCUGUCCAGCAACAACAUGGACAUGUUCUCGGUGUCUGUGUUUGAAGAGUUCAUCUACUGGAGUGACAGGACGCACGCCAAUGGCUCCAUCAAGCGCGGGAGCAAGGACAAUGCCACCGACUCCGUGCCCCUGCGGACUGGCAUCGGCGUCCAACUCAAAGACAUCAAAGUCUUCAACCGGGACCGGCAGAAAGGCACCAACGUGUGUGCAGUGGCCAAUGGCGGGUGCCAGCAGCUGUGCCUGUACCGGGGCGGCGGGCAGCGGGCCUGCGCCUGCGCCCACGGGAUGCUGGCUGAAGACGGGGCCACGUGCCGCGAGUAUGCGGGCUACCUGCUCUACUCGGAGCGCACCAUCCUCAAGAGCAUCCACCUGUCGGACGAGCGCAACCUCAACGCUCCGGUGCAGCCCUUCGAGGACCCCGAGCACAUGAAGAACGUCAUCGCUCUGGCCUUCGACUACCGAGCAGGCACCUCCCCGGGCACCCCCAACCGCAUCUUCUUCAGCGACAUCCACUUUGGGAACAUCCAGCAGAUCAAUGACGAUGGCUCGAGCAGGACCACCAUUGUGGAGAAUGUGGGCUCCGUGGAAGGCUUGGCCUAUCACCGCGGCUGGGACACUCUCUACUGGACAAGCUACACGACAUCCACCAUCACCCGCCACACAGUGGACCAGACCCGCCCAGGGGCCUUCGAGCGAGAGACGGUCAUCACCAUGUCUGGAGACGACCACCCCCGGGCCUUUGUGUUGGACGAGUGCCAGAACCUGAUGUUCUGGACCAACUGGAAUGAGCAGCACCCCAGCAUCAUGCGGGCAGCCCUGUCGGGAGCUAAUGUCCUGACUCUCAUCGAGAAGGACAUCCGCACCCCCAACGGCCUGGCCAUCGACCACCGGGCGGAGAAGCUCUACUUCUCCGAUGCCACCCUGGACAAGAUCGAGCGGUGCGAGUAUGACGGCUCCCAUCGCUACGUGAUCCUGAAGUCAGAGCCGGUGCACCCCUUCGGGCUGGCAGUGUACGGGGAGCACAUCUUCUGGACUGACUGGGUGCGGCGGGCCGUGCAGCGGGCCAACAAGUACGUGGGCAGCGACAUGAAGCUGCUGCGUGUGGACAUCCCCCAGCAGCCCAUGGGCAUCAUCGCCGUGGCCAAUGACACCAACAGCUGCGAACUCUCCCCUUGCCGCAUCAACAAUGGGGGCUGCCAGGACCUGUGUCUGCUCACCCACCAAGGCCAUGUCAACUGCUCCUGCCGAGGGGGCCGCAUCCUUCAGGAGGACCUCACCUGCCAGGCGGUGAAUUCCUCGUGCCGAGCACAAGAUGAGUUUGAGUGUGCCAACGGCGAGUGCAUCAACUUCAGCCUGACAUGUGACGGCGUCUCCCACUGCAAGGACAAGUCUGACGAGAAGCCGUCCUACUGCAACACACGCCGCUGCAAGAAGACCUUCCGCCAGUGCAACAACGGGCGCUGUGUGUCCAACAUGCUGUGGUGCAACGGGGCAGAUGACUGCGGGGAUGGCUCUGAUGAGAUUCCCUGCAACAAGACGGCCUGCAGUGUGGGCGAAUUCCGCUGCCGGGACGGCACCUGCAUCGGGAACUCCAGCCGCUGCAACCAGUUUGUGGACUGUGAGGAUGCCUCGGACGAGAUGAACUGCAGCGCCACCGACUGCAGCAGCUACUUCCGCCUGGGGGUGAAGGGUGUGCGCUUCCAGCCCUGUGAGCGGACGUCCCUCUGCUACGCGCCCAGCUGGGUGUGUGAUGGCGCCAACGACUGUGGGGACUACAGCGACGAGCGCGACUGCCCAGGUGUGAAGCGUCCCAGGUGCCCCCUCAACUACUUUGCCUGCCCCAGUGGGCGCUGCAUCCCCAUGAGCUGGACGUGUGACAAGGAGGAUGACUGUGAACAUGGCGAGGAUGAGACCCACUGCAACAAGUUCUGCUCAGAGGCCCAGUUUGAGUGCCAGAACCAUCGUUGCAUCUCCAAGCAGUGGCUGUGUGACGGCAGUGAUGACUGCGGAGACGGCUCAGACGAGGCAGCUCACUGCGAAGGCAAGACCUGUGGCCCCAACUCCUUCUCCUGCCCGGGCACCCACAUGUGUGUCCCUGAGCGCUGGCUCUGUGACGGUGACAAGGACUGUGCUGACGGCGCAGAUGAGAGCAUCACAGCCGGCUGCUUGUACAACAACACCUGUGAUGACCGCGAGUUCAUGUGUCAGAACCGCCAGUGCAUCCCCAAGCAUUUCAUGUGUGACCACGACCGUGACUGCGCCGACGGUUCUGACGAGUCCCCCGAGUGUGAGUACCCGACCUGCGGCCCCAAUGAGUUCCGAUGCGCCAACGGCCGCUGCUUGAGCUCCCGCCAGUGGGAGUGUGAUGGUGAAAAUGACUGCCAUGACCAGAGUGACGAGGCCCCCAAGAACCCGCAUUGCACCAGCCCAGAGCACAAGUGCAACGCCUCCUCGCAGUUCCUGUGCAGCAGCGGGCGCUGUGUGGCCGAGGCACUGCUGUGCAACGGCCAGGAUGACUGCGGUGAUGGCUCAGAUGAGCGCGGCUGCCACGUCAAUGAGUGUCUCAGCCACAAGCUCAGCGGCUGCAGCCAGGACUGCGAGGACCUCAAGAUCGGCUUUAAGUGCCGCUGCCGCCCUGGCUUCCGCCUGAAGGACGACGGCCGGACAUGCGCCGACGUGGACGAGUGCAGCACCACCUUCCCCUGCAGCCAGCGCUGCAUCAACACCCACGGCAGCUACAAGUGUCUGUGUGUGGAGGGCUACGCCCCCCGCGGCGGCGACCCCCACAGCUGCAAGGCUGUGACUGAUGAGGAGCCAUUUCUGAUCUUCGCCAACCGCUACUACCUGCGCAAGCUCAACCUGGACGGCUCCAACUACACGCUGCUUAAGCAGGGCCUAAACAACGCUGUCGCCUUGGACUUUGACUACCGAGAGCAGAUGAUUUACUGGACAGAUGUGACAACCCAGGGCAGCAUGAUCCGCAGGAUGCACCUUAACGGGAGCAACGUGCAGGUGCUGCACCGGACGGGCCUCAGCAACCCCGACGGGCUGGCUGUGGACUGGGUUGGUGGCAACCUGUACUGGUGUGACAAAGGCCGGGACACCAUCGAAGUGUCCAAACUCAACGGGGCCUAUCGCACAGUGCUGGUCAGCUCCGGCCUCCGUGAGCCCAGGGCUCUGGUUGUGGAUGUGCAGAAUGGGUACCUGUACUGGACAGACUGGGGGGACCACUCACUGAUCGGCCGGAUCGGCAUGGAUGGGUCUGGCCGCAGUGUCAUCGUGGACACCAAGAUCACGUGGCCCAACGGCCUGACACUGGACUAUGUCACCGAGCGCAUCUACUGGGCUGACGCCCGUGAGGACUACAUUGAGUUUGCCAGCCUGGAUGGCUCCAACCGUCACGUCGUGCUGAGCCAGGAUAUCCCACACAUCUUCGCCCUGACCCUGUUUGAGGACUAUGUCUACUGGACCGACUGGGAGAAAUCCAUCAACCGAGCCCACAAGACCACGGGCACCAACAAGACUCUCCUCAUCAGCACGCUGCCGCCCAUGGACCUGCACGUCUUCCACGCCCUGCGCCAGCCCGAUGUACCCAAUCACCCCUGCAAGGUCAACAACGGCGGCUGCAGCAACCUGUGCCUGCUGUCUCCUGGGGGUGGCCACAAGUGUGCCUGUCCCACCAACUUCUACCUGGGCGGUGAUGGGCGCAACUGUGUGUCCAACUGCACAGCCAGCCAGUUUGUGUGCAAGAACGACAAGUGCAUCCCCUUCUGGUGGAAGUGUGACACGGAGGACGACUGCGGGGACCACUCGGACGAGCCCCCGGACUGUCCCGAGUUCAAGUGCCGCCCCGGACAGUUCCAGUGCUCGACAGGCAUCUGCACGAACCCUGCCUUCAUCUGCGACGGGGACAAUGACUGCCAGGACAACAGUGACGAGGCCAACUGCGACAUCCACGUCUGCUUGCCCAGUCAGUUCAAGUGCACCAACACCAACCGCUGUAUUCCUGGCAUCUUCCGCUGCAACGGGCAGGACAACUGCGGAGACGGGGAGGAUGAGAGGGACUGCCCCGAGGUGACCUGUGCCCCCAACCAGUUCCAGUGCUCCAUUACCAAGCGCUGCAUCCCCCGAGUCUGGGUCUGUGACCGAGACAACGACUGCGUGGACGGCAGUGAUGAGCCUGCCAACUGCACCCAGAUGACCUGCGGAGUGGAUGAGUUCCGAUGCAAGGACUCGGGCCGCUGUAUCCCGGCACGCUGGAAGUGUGACGGAGAGGACGACUGUGGGGACGGCUCGGAUGAGCCUAAAGAGGAGUGUGAUGAGCGCACCUGUGAGCCCUACCAGUUCCGCUGCAAGAACAACCGCUGUGUGCCCGGCCGCUGGCAGUGCGAUUACGACAAUGACUGUGGGGACAACUCUGAUGAGGAGAGCUGCACCCCUCGGCCCUGCUCUGAGAGUGAGUUCUCCUGUGCCAACGGUCGCUGCAUCGCCGGGCGCUGGAAAUGCGGGGAUCAUGACUGCGCAGACGGCUCAGAUGAGAAAGACUGCACCCCCCGCUGUGACAUGGACCAGUUCCAGUGCAAGAGCGGCCACUGCAUCCCCCUGCGCUGGCGCUGUGAUGCAGAUGCUGACUGCAUGGACGGCAGUGAUGAGGAAGCCUGCAGCACUGGUGUGCGGACCUGCCCCCUGGACGAAUUCCAGUGCAACAACACCCUGUGCAAGCCGCUGGCAUGGAAGUGCGAUGGAGAGGAUGACUGCGGGGACAACUCAGAUGAGAACCCAGAGGAAUGCGCCCGUUUUGUAUGCCCUCCAAACCGGCCCUUCCGUUGCAAGAACGACCGCGUCUGCCUGUGGAUCGGGCGCCAGUGCGAUGGCACCGACAACUGCGGAGAUGGGACUGAUGAGGAGGACUGUGAGCCGCCCACGGCCCAGAGCCCCCACUGCAAAGACAAGAAGGAGUUUCUGUGCCGGAACCAGCGCUGCCUCUCCUCCUCGCUGCGCUGCAACAUGUUCGAUGACUGCGGCGACGGCUCUGACGAGGAGGACUGCAGCAUCGACCCCAAGCUGACCAGCUGCGCCACCAAUGCCAGCAUCUGUGGGGAUGAGGCACGCUGCGUGCGCACGGAGAAAGCCGCAUACUGUGCCUGCCGCUCCGGCUUCCACACGGUGCCCGGCCAGCCCGGAUGCCAAGACAUCAACGAGUGCCUGCGCUUCGGCACCUGCUCUCAGCUCUGCAACAACACCAAGGGCGGCCACCUGUGCAGCUGCGCUCGGAACUUCAUGAAGACGCACAACACCUGCAAGGCAGAAGGCUCUGAGUAUCAGGUCCUGUACAUCGCUGACGACAAUGAGAUCCGCAGCCUGUUCCCCAGUCACCCCCAUUCAGCGUACGAGCAGGCCUUCCAGGGUGACGAGAGCGUCCGCAUCGAUGCCAUGGAUGUCCACGUCAAGGCUGGCCGCGUCUACUGGACCAACUGGCACACAGGCACCAUCUCCUUCCGCAGCCUGCCACCUGCUGCGCCUCCUACCACUUCCAAUCGGCAUCGGCGACAGAUUGACCGGGGUGUCACCCACCUCAAUAUUUCAGGGCUCAAGAUGCCGAGAGGCAUCGCCAUUGACUGGGUGGCUGGGAACGUGUACUGGACUGACUCGGGCCGAGAUGUGAUCGAGGUGGCACAGAUGAAGGGCGAGAACCGCAAGACACUCAUCUCCGGCAUGAUUGACGAACCCCACGCCAUUGUGGUGGAUCCGCUGAGGGGCACCAUGUACUGGUCAGAUUGGGGGAACCACCCCAAGAUUGAAACAGCAGCGAUGGAUGGGACCCUUCGGGAGACACUGGUACAGGACAACAUCCAGUGGCCCACAGGCCUGGCCGUGGAUUACCACAAUGAACGACUGUACUGGGCAGAUGCCAAGCUCUCGGUCAUCGGCAGCAUCCGGCUCAACGGCACAGACCCCAUCGUGGCUGCUGACAGCAAACGAGGCCUCAGUCACCCCUUCAGCAUCGAUGUCUUUGAGGAUUACAUCUAUGGCGUCACCUACAUCAAUAAUCGUGUCUUCAAGAUCCAUAAGUUUGGACACAGCCCCUUGAUCAACCUGACAGGGGGCCUGAGCCAUGCCUCCGACGUGGUGCUGUACCACCAACACAAGCAGCCGGAAGUGACCAAUCCCUGUGACCGCAAGAAGUGCGAGUGGCUCUGCCUGCUGAGCCCCAGUGGGCCUGUCUGCACCUGUCCCAAUGGGAAGCGACUGGACAAUGGCACCUGUGUGGCUGUGCCCUCGCCAACACUCCCACCAGAUGCUCCGCGGCCUGGAACCUGUAACCUGCAGUGCUUCAAUGGUGGCAGCUGCUUCCUCAACGCGCGGAGGCAGCCCAAGUGCCGCUGCCAGCCCCGCUACACAGGCGACAAGUGUGAGCUGGACCAGUGCUGGGAAUACUGUCGCAACGGGGGCACUUGCGCUGCCUCCCCCUCCGGCAUGCCCACGUGCCGGUGCCCCACGGGCUUUACGGGCCCCAAAUGCACCCAGCAGGUGUGUGCGGGCCACUGUGCCAACAACAGCACCUGCACCGUCAACCAGGGCAACCAGCCCCAGUGCCGAUGCCUCCCUGGCUUCCUGGGUGACCGCUGCCAGUACCGGCAGUGCUCUGGCUACUGUGAGAACUUUGGCACGUGCCAAAUGGCUGCUGACGGCUCCCGGCAGUGCCGCUGCACCGCCUACUUCGAGGGGGCCAGGUGCGAGGUGAACAAGUGUAGCCGCUGUCUCGACGGGGCCUGUGUGGUCAACAAGCAGAGUGGGGACGUCACCUGCAACUGCUCUGAUGGCCGGGUGGCCCCCAGCUGUCUGACCUGUGUUGGCCACUGCAGCAAUGGCGGAUCCUGCACCAUGAACAGCAAAAUGAUGCCUGAGUGCCAGUGCCCACCCCACAUGGCAGGACCUCGGUGUGAAGAACAAGUAGUCAGCCCACAGCAGCCUGGACAUAUGGCCUCCAUCCUAAUCCCUCUGCUGUUGCUGCUACUAAUGCUGCUGGUAGCCGGAGUGGUAUUCUGGUACAAGCGGCGAGUCCGAGGGGCUAAAGGCUUCCAGCACCAGCGGAUGACCAAUGGGGCCAUGAACGUGGAGAUUGGGAACCCCACCUACAAGAUGUACGAAGGCGGGGAGCCUGAUGAUGUAGGGGGCCUACUGGAUCCUGAAUUUGCCCUGGACCCUGACAAGCCCACCAACUUCACCAACCCCGUGUACGCCACACUCUACAUGGGUGGUCACGGUAGCCGCCACUCCCUGGCCAGCACGGACGAGAAGCGAGAACUCCUGGGCCGGGGCCCUGAGGACGAGAUAGGGGACCCCUUGGCAUAGGGUUCUGCGCAAUCGGACUUCCCCAGAGAGCCUCCUGCCUGCCCUGCCAGAGAAGUCCUUCAACGAACCCUCUCCUGCCCAGCCAACCCCUCCCCGGCCCCGCCGGGAUGUAUAAAUGUAAAAAUGAAGGAAUUACUUUUUAUAUGUGAGCAAGCGAGCAAGCGAGCACAGUAUUAUCUCUUUCCGUUCUCCUUCCUGCCUGCUCCUCAGCAACCCCCCCCAUGCUGCCUUCCAGGAGGGGGGGCAGGGAGGGAGUUCUGCAACUUACAGGUACGAGGGGCCCCGCCUCCCACCUUCCCACCAAAACUGCACCCCCACUGGGAGAGCUGGUGGUGCUGCUUCCCCCACCCCUGUACAAGACACUUUGUCAAGGCUCUCCCCUCUCAUCCCCCCACCCCUGCCUCCAGCUCCCUAAGGGCUGAUUCUAGGAUUCUGGGGGGGAUGAGCCCUUUGCUGCCCCUGUCUGGAAAAUUUGGCUCUGGCUGAGGUAGGAAGAAAAGGAUGGAGAUUUUUAGUUCCCUGUCGGGGAAGCCAUCCCAUGCCCCUGCCCCUACUCUAGGGGCACCUCUGAGAUGGCCAGGCUCAGUAUCCCAGACAGGCCCUCCCCCUCCCCAGUGCCCCCACCAUGGCUCCCAGGACUGGAGACUUUCUUUGGUAAAACAGUCCCCCAGGCUCCCCUCCCCUGGGGACUAGGAGGAAGUGGGGCACACCAAGGAAGGGCAAGCAAGCGGGCAGCCCCGUUUUGGGGAUGUGAACGUUUUAAUAAUUUUUGCUGAAUUCCUUUACAACUAAAUAACACAGAUAUUGUUAUAAAUAAAAUUAAAAAAAAAAAAAAAGAAAAAAGAAAGAAAAAAAAAA